This is a messenger RNA of Chara braunii, 2335 nucleotides long. NCBI's taxonomy places the organism in Eukaryota, Viridiplantae, Streptophyta, Charophyceae, Charales, Characeae. The record is from the annotation of a GenBank genome assembly.
AGGGGUAGGCUUGCCUACUCGACCCCUCCGUCGUUGCGUUCGUCUUCCGUGGCAGCGAAGUGUGGCGCGGCCCAUUCCCGAUAGGGGAAAAAAGAAGGGAAAAAAAAGCGAGCGCGCGAGCGCGCGAUAGAGAGCACGUGCACGCGUCCGUGUGGACGCGUGUUGGACGGACACACACACUCAGACACAGAGAGAGAGAGAGGGGCAAAGAGACCCUCAUUGACAGACAGGGACAGGGACGUGCAGACCCACGUAGACAGACAGACAUGUUCGAUCGGAUAAUUCAGAGGGAGAGAGAGAGAGACAGGUUGCAGGGUGGGGUUGUGACAAAGGAACACAAGGAGAUACCCGAACAGCGGUACUAGUAGCAACUUAUCAGUCAGAAGGGAAGUGAAGAAGAGAAGGAGAUGGAAGCGGAUGAGAUUAAUCUCGUUUUAACUCGGGCGUCGGAGCUCCAUGCAAAGAUAAGUGAUGCCAUCGAGAGAAGUCUGAAGGUUGAUUUGGCUUUCGGUGGCAAUGGGGGCAUUUGCAGCCCCAGCACGGUUCUAGAUCAGGACCUUGCAUCUGCCAGAAGCGCCUACAGCCAUUCCCGCAGCGAUGUCUCUGCCACCGACUUGGACGUUGAUCAUUACCAAUCCCGGCGCUUUGGUUUCCCUUCUUCCGAGAAAGGCCUUGCCAUCGCCGGCAGUAUCGAGGCUCGCAAUCUUGGUUUGAUCAAAGAUGCACUGGAGUCCCUUGAGGAUCAACUGGAGCGAUUGCAGAUUCUGCAGCAGCAGCAGAAACACGAGAAAGACGGCGUGCUUGCGGAACUGGAGGAGAGUCGCAGACUGCUGCUACAGCGCCUAAGGGAUCAUCGCGGCCUCGAAUGGGAGGUGGUACACGAGGUGUUGACUUUUGCAGGUGAGCCGAUCGAAUCUCGGCCAGAGCUGUGGUCAGGGAUAUCUGCUCCGCAUGCCGCUCCCCCUCCAGCCUUGCCGCACAUGCGUUCCGUGCCUGCUCUUCCUCUUCCUCUUCCUGCUGCUGCUGAUGGCGCCCGUCUUUCUCCCCCCCCUGGUUUAUCAGGCUUCGAGCCGUCGUCGGUUCUGCAGUCCACCACCAAGCUUUUGUCCAGUGCAUCUCAUCACUCUCGUGUCGACGCCCUGCCGCCGGGUGUCGUCAGACUGGUCCCGUCGGCUCAGCGCGACAGCGCUUCCGAGAGGAUGGGACUCGGCGAUGGCGGCGGCAUGUUAGAUUACUAUUCUUCGUGCUCUCAGGGCACUGCGUUAGGGGACGAGGCAACAGUGUCCGUCUCCGCCGCGUCGAAGGUGCAGGCGAUGGCGUCUCGCGGCCUCGAUGAUAAUGAUGGGCGGGAGAAUCUUCGUCGAGCCUGCGCGGUCGUUGGCCAUGCUUUCCGCAUUGCAACGCGGGUAGUCGGCUUCUCUGUCAAGGUAGCGAUAGUGGGUGCCACGGUCACUGGGUUCUUGGUGGCUGGCGACGCCGUUAUGAACAGAGGCGGAGCGGCGGCGGCGGGAGAGGACAGGGGCGGGGAAAACUCGUUGGCGGCGUGGAUGAAGGCGGCCGUGAUGGGGAAGGGGAGGAGGGAGCGCGGUGAAGGGGCGGGCGGGGGAAAUGAAAAUGUCUUUCCGAAGAGAACCAGGGGGGGGAGGAAUCGCCGGAGUGAGGGGCAAACGCACCGCGGUCUUGCUAGAGAGGAGGGAGGUGUGGGAGACGGGGUGGUAGGAGCCGCAGGAAUGCACCGCAUGAUGAUGAUAAUGGGAGUAGGGGGGGAACCACGCGAGGAAGGCCCCGCCGGUGAGCCGGUAAGGUUGACAAAGUCCCCGGAUGUGAUGACUGGCAGGGGUUAAUUAAUUCUAUCGUUUGGAUUGGAUGAUGACUUGCAGCCGUUCAUACUUACUAGUAGUAACAUUAUUCUACUUCCUCCCUUUCUCUCCUAUCUAAUCCCCUCCUCUUCCCCCCUGUCUCUCUAUGAGAUUGAGAUUGAUAUUGAGAGAAUGAGAUUGCUACGUAACACAAGGGGACGCUGGCGCGUCUGUGUCAUGUGACGCGUGGCAACGACAGGAGUUAGCACGGAAGACCAGACAGCAAAUGGCAUGCGCCAUGUUGCCAGCGCUCUGGCGGGCACUCAAAAUUUCAAGUAUUUCCUUAGGUCAUUGUAGCUCUACAUUGUAUAUUGGCUGGGGCUGGGAUGCUGGGACCGGGUACCGUUGUUCCCAAGAGCUCCUUGUGCACGGACGAGACCUGGACUCUGUGGUCAUAUGAUGAUGAUCAUAUCCUGUAAGAGUUGUUUUUCUAGACGACGGUGGCUUUGCGCAUUCGGGAUUCGACCAAGGGGAGA